AUGGCGUUGGCAAUGGAAGUUGCUGAUAAGCAGGCCAAAAACUUCAGGAAUUCGCCUGCAGAUGGUGGCAUACAUCAUGUGAGAUCACCGCAUCCGCUAAAAGCGAUAAAGUCAAAGAGACCGUGUUUCCGUUGUGGCGAAGACCACAUGCCUCAAAAAUGCCGAUUUAAAUAAGAAUUAUGUCGGAAUUGUAAGUCAAAAUGGCAUAUCGCCAAAGUUUGUAAGAAGAAAGCACCCGCAUCCUCAGGUGGUUACGCCCAUAGAUCACGUUCGAAUCAAGGUGGGAGAAGACAACCAGUUCGGUUCGUGGAGGACGACAUCCUUCAAAAAGAGCCAAACGACAACUUCAAACUAUUUCACCUUCACCAGGAAAAGCCUGAACCAUCCAUCAUGGUUCCUGUAAAGGUGAAUCGUGUAAGCCAUUCGAUGGAGUUGGACACUGGUGCGUCAGUUUCAAUCAUGUCCGAGGAGGCAUGGAGAAGGCGGUUCCCGAAAGUCCCAUUAGAGGAGUCCCAAAUCAAAUUGAAGACUUACACAGGAGAAGCUCUCAAAAUUAUCGGACAAGCACUGGUGGAAGUAACAUAUUAA
This is a messenger RNA of Pocillopora meandrina, 588 nucleotides long. The record is from the annotation of a GenBank genome assembly. Lineage: Eukaryota; Metazoa; Cnidaria; Anthozoa; Scleractinia; Pocilloporidae.